This is a messenger RNA of Vespa mandarinia (Asian giant hornet), 1470 nucleotides long. Its product is annotated as ornithine decarboxylase 1-like. The record is from RefSeq and is a predicted model, not a curated record. NCBI's taxonomy places the organism in Eukaryota, Metazoa, Arthropoda, Insecta, Hymenoptera, Vespidae. Gene Ontology annotation, molecular function: ornithine decarboxylase activity. Gene Ontology annotation, cellular component: cytoplasm.
UUUUACUCGACUAUAAUAGUCCAUGUUAUCAUUGAAUAAAUAUGAUAUUAUAUGAUACACAAUACAGGAACUAAUGCUUAUCAGUGUUCAUCACGGUAUAAAUGAACGGCUCAUUGAAACAGUAACAUAGACGAUACUAUAUAAUAUUUAAAACAUGUCUUUUAUUGAUCUCAAUCAAAUUCAGAUUUAUGAGGAUCAGGUCAAAGAUUAUGACAUAUUAAAAAAUAUCAUUACUACUCAUGAUCAAGAAGAUGCAUUUUAUAUAUUAGAUCUUGGUAUUAUAAUUAAAAAGCAUCAAGAUUGGAUUAAAAAAAUGCCAAGAGUUGUACCCUACUAUGCUAUCAAAUGUAAUCCUGAUCCAAUGGUAAUUAAAGUUUUGGCAGCUAUGAAUGCCAAUUUUGAUUGUGCAUCAAAGCAAGAAAUUCAAGAAGUUAUGGAACUUGGUAUAUCACCAGAUAGAAUAAUCUUUGCAAAUCCAACAAAGUGUCCGUCUCAUAUAAAGUUUGCUAAAAGUUUAGGGAUUAAUAAAAUGACGGUAGAUAGUCAAUUAGAACUUAAUAAAAUUAAAAAAUUAUAUCCCGAUGCAAAAAUAAUUAUACGCUUUCGAUAUGACAAUUCUAAUCUUGAUAAAAGUACCAAACUUGGUAUUAAAUUUGGAUGUGAUCCAGAUGUCGAGGCAAAUCAAUUAAUACAAUUUACAAAGGAUUUAGAUUUAACUUUAUAUGGAUUUAGCUUUCACGCUGGUAGUCCAUGUUAUCAAAUCAGUGCAUACAUAUGUGGAAUUGAAAUAUGUAAACAAUUGAUUACUUUUGCUAAAUCAAUAGGAUGUAAUGAUAUCAAGUUAAUUGAUAUCGGUGGUGGUUUUCCUGGAGAAAGUGGAUAUCAAAUUGAUGAGCUUUCACAUAUGAUUAAUGAUGCAAUCAAAGAAAUAGAUCCUACAAUAGAAAUCAUAAGUGAACCAGGUAGAUAUUAUGUAACAUCUGCAUUUACUUUGGCUGGUUAUUUACAUUCUAAAAGAACAAUAAACGAAGGAAAUAAUCUGAAACAUAUGUAUUAUGUUAACUGUGGUGUCUAUAAUGGUUUUAUAGAAGAAUUGUUGAACUUGAAAUCACGUCAUCCAAUCUCAUUAUUCAAUCCUGUAUCCGAUAAAAAAUAUCCUUCUAUUUUAUGGGGACCAACUUGUGAUUCCUAUGAUUGUAUCGUUAAAGAUACAUUACUGCCAGAAUUUCAAAUAGGAGAUUGGCUUGUAUGGAACGACAUGGGUGCAUACACAACAUCACUAGCUUGUAAAUUUAAUGGUUUUAUGCCACCGAUAGUUCAUCCAUUUAUUAGAAAAAGUCAAUGGGAAGAUUUUUGUGCCGUUGUCAAAUGUGACGAAAAUAAUUGAUUGUAUAAAUUAAAAUAGAUAAUUUGUAUUAUUAUAAAAAAUAUAUUUAAAAAAUAAUCAAAUAAUAUAUCGUAUAUUCACGA